AUCCAUACUUACAGUACUUGUAGUGUACCAGGUAGAUAGAUUGGGAAAGCAAUACCAGGCUCUGAUGAGUUAUCAUUCUCCGACUUCCAACUUCUCGCCUCGUUCUUAUUACAUACCUACAUACAUACAUACAUAUGUCUCCCCAUUGAUGCUGUUCCUUUACCAGUAAUCUCAGGAGCGCAUUCAUCCUUCCACGUUCUUGUAGAUUCUUUUUGCCCUGCAUUUUCAUUUACACUUCCUACUUCAAACGCUCCCUUACCUCUCUCCUUAGCGGCGGCACAUUGCCGCUCACUGCCUACGACUGUAGGCUAUCGCAAUCUAACGACUCCAACCCGUCACCCUGUUCUUGCCCAGCCUUAUUGCACUGUACUUGAUUGUCGCCUGUGCCAACCCUCUCUCCUUAACUCGAUACCCGGUACCUCGUUGCGGGACGGCAAACGAGCCGGGAUUUCCUUUCGCGCCGCAUGUCAUGACGAUAGAAGCAAGUCGCCCCGUCCAUAAUGGUCGUCGCUGCAGCAUCCUCGAGGAUGACAUCCUUGCCGCCCUUUGGGAAAAUGCCCCCUUCCCCAAACUUCCCCUCGACGCGCCACCCGAGAUAAGAGAACUAGUCGGCAAUAUCGAGAAUCCCAAGCGAGUUUAUACAAUACACCGUGCUUCUCGCCGCCAUCAUCUUCAACUCCUCAUUGACCGCUUUGUUGCUCAACUGCGCUAUGGGUGUGGUAAUAGCUGCUGCUCAACUACAACGUGCUUCACUUACCGAAAGAAGGCCGCCGGAAAGUCUCCCAUCCGUCGAUAUAAUCCCAAUAGCGCAAGAACUCUCGCUGUCUAUCUUGCUGGCCAGGACAACCCCGAAAGUCGAUUGUGCCCUUACGUCCAACAGCCAUCCAGACCAUCCGACGCCAUAGUACCACUCCUUCUUGCUCCAAAGCAACCUUCAACGAAAGAAAGAGUUAAAGCACGUUUGUCACCCCACAAAAACGGAAUCGACCUGGGUUCUUCACCAAUUCGACAAGCGUCCUUGAAUAAGAGUACAAACGAUGAUUUGCAUUCAAGUUUCAAGGUGGCGCGAAAUGUGUCAAGUCCUGCUGGCAAUAACUCUAUACCCAUGAAAAUCACUGAGAAGCCGGUUGGGAAGAAAGAUUACCGUUCAUUUGCUGCCGCUGUCUUUGGCACUGUCGCGUUCAAAAUGCUCGAGUGGCUAGCACCAAACAACAUGGAAGCGCUGUCAGAUCAAAUGGAAGCGUCCCGCAAUUCGGUCAAACCAAGCAUCAAUUCCCAGGGAAGUUCCGCAUCUGAAGAUCCCAGUGAGCACUCUGUCGGACACGGCAUAACACUGCGCGACAACUCGCGCGGUGAGGUUCUCACUGAGAUGAGGGUCAAUGCCUAUAGUGGACGUCGCCCUGGAAUAAAUACAAUGCCGAAUACGAUUGAACAACAAGCUAGUACUCCUUUAGAGAGACUACCAAACGAAACGGUUGCUCGGUCGCCCCAGCCGAGGAAAAGGUCAAACACGAAGAUUCGUACGUCUUCUGGCUCUCAGCCAUCUAAAGUAGUGGUAGAGCCUAUAAUGGACUCCGCGGAUGAGGCAAAAUUUCCCGACAAGAUUUCCAAAAAUGCCGUUCGAUCUUCAACUCGUCGCUCCACGUCCCAACCACGUAGUGAAGAUUCAUCAGAUAGCAAUGCUGAUGGUCGAUCGUCAACACAGGCCGACCGCGAGUAUGGGCUAGACGAUGGCGUGGCACAAAUUGACGGGUCUGAGGACACGCCUAGCAGCGGAGUAGACACUAGGUCAAUAUCAAUAGAGAGCGACGAUUCUUGGAAUGGCGUUUUACUUGAGCCCGCAUCUGAGCUAGAUAGUUAUCUUCCUCAGUCGCUAUCACGACUUAACCCCGAAGCCGUCAACUUUCUUUGCGAUGUCUUGCAGGAUGAUUCUACAACAGAACGACAUAUGUUGGAACCGUCAUUUAUUGAUGACUCACUUCGACACUGUACAGGUCGACGCAAAAUAUGGAAAAGACAACGAAAGGCUCAUCUUCCCUACCCGCAAGUACUCAAGUACGAGUGGAAGCUUUUUGCUGAGCAGAGUAUCUUCAACGUUCUAAGCGACCCGCAGGCUUUGCUUGAGUCCUUUGCCAGUCACGACGGUGCUAUUGACUCACAAAUGGUAUGGUACUGUAUGUUGCGCUUAACAAGAGCAGCUCCCCAUCUCGUUUUCGACAGUUUGUGGGUUGCUAUGACCAGUCUUUUUGCACCCCCGAAAUCCUUACAGACUUCUCGAUCUUCUACAGCAAAAGUGUUUGCCACUUCACAGAAGUCAUUUUCCAAUGCUGAAACAGCGUCUCUCAUGUCAAUAUGUUUCCAUGCCCUGAUUGCCGCAGCGCCCUUAGUGAAGGACUCUCGACAACUUCUCGACAUGUCACGAAUCCGGUCUCGCGGGUUAUUACUAACUGGCAAUGGGGGUGUCGCUGAACAGCGUUCUUUGUUGUCCCUUCAAUACGAAGAUGCAUUCAAUGAUGACCUAGCUUUGAGGCUGGCAAGGAGGCUCCUGAUGGCGAUUCUCACUAGACGCUACUUCGAUGAACUCAUGGAGUUGGAUCUGCACUUACUGGAAAGCGCUAAGGAGCCUGAUGUCUUGGAGAUGUUGUUAUCCCAUAUCGAGCCAUCUAUGCAAUCAUCGAUUCGCUUUUCUAAGUCUGAGCGGAGUGUCCAUGAGAAGCGGAUUCCAAUAUUGCUUCUCGACUGGGCAAGAACAGUCAUGAUCCAAGAAUGGACAGGCAAGCCUGACGUUCCCGGGGAUGGUCCUUUUGGCGGUGCUCUCACUCUUAUAACCGCCAUGUAUCGCAAGCGUCAAGCUCUCCUCUUAGGAGAAGCUCACUUCCGCUUUGAAUUCUUUGGGGACCGGCUCGAUUCGGUCGAUAUGCCAGUUUCCUGGCUCUCCUUUACCUCUACUAGACAAAAGGCCCAUCUCCUAGACUAUCCAUUCAUGUUUAAGUCGGCAUCCUUAGUGACGUAUUUCCGCGCUAUCAACUUUUCAAUUAUGAGCCACUCUUAUGAAGAAGCUACUUCAUUGCAGCUUCGGAUCAGGAUGAUUACGGAGCCAGGUAGCUUAGUCACUGAUGCCCAUCAGAGGAAUGCGCUCGAAGAUCUUUUAAGGACCCCAGCAUCAAAGUUUCUCAUCCUGAACAUACGGCGCGAUGAUAUCCUGACAGAUGCCUUUGACCAGCUUUGGCGACGAGAGGAGCGAGAGCUUAUGCGGCCCCUGAAAAUCCACCUCGGCGAGGAUAAUGGAGAGGAAGGAUAUGACUAUGGUGGUGUACAACAAGAGUUCUUUCGUCUAGCCAUGGCCGAAGCUUUACAUCCGGAUUAUGGAGCCUUUACAAUUGACGACCGGACUAGAAUGACGUGGUUCCAGCCGGGCUCAUUACAGCCUGAAUGGAAAUUCGAGCUAAUCGGUCUCCUUGUAUCGCUGGCUGUGUAUAAUGGCUUGACACUGCCUGUUACGUUCCCUAAGGCUCUUUAUCACAAACUCUUAGGCGAGCCUGUUACGGAACUUCACCAUAUUGCUGAUGGCUGGCCUGAACAUGCAAACGGCCUCACGAAACUGCUAGAGUGGAACGAAAAUGAUGGUGCCGUGGAAGAUGUCUUCGUUCUGACGUAUGAAUUCUCUACCACGAUCCUUGGUCAACCCGUCAAUCGUCAAAUGGACCCGUCACGGCGGGAAACAUGGCCUCAGCCUUCGGUGCACCCUAACGCAGAGCCGCUCUCAGCAGACAACCCGACAGACGCACCACCUGUGACAGGAGACAACCGUAGCGCAUAUGUGAGCGACUACAUCCGGUAUUUAACAGAUGUGUCAGUAGCGCCGCAAUACGAAGCUUUCGCUCGCGGAUUUCGUACCUGUUUGCAUGCCAAAUCCCUUACACUAUUGACCCCAUCACUUCUACAGUCUAUUGUGGAAGGCACACAAGAAAUCGAUAUUUCUGAACUUCGCCGGGUUGCGCGCUACUCGGGCUGGGAUGCGAACCAUCGUACAAUACGCGAUUUCUGGUCCGUGGUUAAGAAAUUCGAUAGCCGGAUGCGCCGUAAGCUACUCGAGUUCGUGACGUCUAGCGACCGUCUCCCCGUAGGUGGAGCGGCCAACAUACAAUUCGUCAUCCAAAAGAAUGGCGAGGAAGACGGUGUGGCAGCUCGCCUACCUACAGCAUAUACGUGUUAUGGCCAUCUCCUCCUCCCUGAAUACCGCGACAAGGAAGUACUACGGGAAAGACUGUCGAUGGCGGUAGAAAAUGCAGAAGGUUUCGGAUUCGCGUAAACACCCAAGAGAAAGAAGGUUAGGUCUUCAAUCAUCGAAGGCAUUCAAAUUGGGAUUUAACAGACAUACAAUAGAAGGAAACCGUAUUAUUGGCUAUGGAAAGUGUCUUUUUGGGGGGAGUUGAAUACAAGGCUGGGGUAUGGCGCGGAGGCUUCACCUUGCCCUCUUUCCCCUUCUACUGCUACUACGAGGGCAACAAUCUUUCUCGUACCUUUUGUUGGUCUAGUAUUUGGUUAUCUGUGAAAUGGUUAGCGUGCAAUACAAUCCACGGGUUACCUGCCUUUCCUUACGGUUGGGAAAGGGGAAAUAACACAAGUAUUUUCGUAUAAGAAGACGUGAAGCGCUAGAUCAAAACAACGAAAGUAAAUGCUCAUUUACAUUUUUAUACCUACUUUGGUACAAUUCGAAUAGGUAUUGUCAACGAGUGCUAUCAUCGUAUAACAAAUAGCCCAUCGGUUAUUACGUUGUAUACACUGCUUAAGUCAUAUAUCGC
This is a messenger RNA of Xylaria bambusicola, 4805 nucleotides long. RefSeq lists its product as uncharacterized. NCBI's taxonomy places the organism in Eukaryota, Fungi, Ascomycota, Sordariomycetes, Xylariales, Xylariaceae. The record is from RefSeq and is a predicted model, not a curated record. The coding region runs from base 470 to 4312 and encodes 1280 amino acids. The transcript is spliced from 3 exons. Gene Ontology annotation, molecular function: ubiquitin protein ligase activity. Gene Ontology annotation, biological process: protein polyubiquitination.